Molecule: messenger RNA, 967 nt
Organism: Acaromyces ingoldii
Lineage: Eukaryota; Fungi; Basidiomycota; Exobasidiomycetes; Exobasidiales; Cryptobasidiaceae
Product: glutathione S-transferase
Exons: 3
Coding region: 53-844 (263 amino acids)
Cellular component (GO): cytoplasm
Source: RefSeq, a predicted model, not a curated record
GCUAUCGACCACCACCACCACGACCACCACACCGACAGAGUAACACACCGACAUGCCUGUGCCAGACGAAGAGAUCCACCCCGUCGCCACCGGCGCCGCCGCCUCGCUCGUCGCGGCCCGCAAGACACCCGUGGGCAAAGACGGCGUCAAGUUCUACUCGGGCUGGUUCUGCCCCUUUAACCAGCGCACCUGGAUGGCCCUCGAGGAAAAAGCCAUCCCGUACGAGUACGUGGAGAUCAACCCGUACAAAAAGGAGCCUUCGUUCCUCAAGCUCAACCCAAAGGGCCUCGUCCCCUGCCUCGAGUCCAACGGCAUCCCCCUGGCCGAGUCCUCGAUCCUUGUCGAGUUCCUCGAGGAUGCCUAUCCCUCUACGCGCAAGCUACUGCCGGACUCGGCCGAGCAAAAGGCCCUCGCACGCAUGCGCAUCGACCUCGUCGCCAAAAAGUGCGUGCCGGCCUACAUGCGCCUGCUCCAGGCCCAGACGCACGACGCGCAGCGCGAGGCGCGGGCCGAGUACGCGGCUGCGCUCAAGGAGUUUGCCUCGUACCUUGACGGCAACAAGGGCCCCCUGCAUGGCGGAAAGGACAUUGAUGCCGUCGACAUUGCGCUCGCGCCCUGGGCUGGCAGGCAGUACAUCAUCGAGAACAACAGGGGCGGCAAGCUGACGGCCCAGGAGACGGGCGAAAAGUACCAGGAGUGGUACAAGGCGAUCCUGUCGCACCCCACGCUGCUCAAGACGAUGAGCGACGCAGAGCACUACGAGCCCAUCUACGGUCGCUACCUGCGCGACGAGGCACAGUCCGAGGCGGCCAAGGCCCUGCGCGCGGGCCGGGUGAUUCCUUAGUUUUAAGAUGUGUGUGUCAGCAACAGCAUCGUUGGCGUGUACGAGAGAGAGUGUAUCUAAGGAAUGCUACAGCGAUAGUAAUGUAUAUUUUUGGAUCAGGCGCCCCAUCAUUGGCCCUGCUUG